CUGGCAACAUUGGGAGGAGGAGCUUUGAAUCAUUCUGUUUGGGAGUGGUGAUGUGGAAGAGACUUUCAGCUCUGCUGAAGAAUGACUGGUUCCAGGAUACUGAAUGUUGUCUCUCAGGAGGGUUCCAUGGACAGCUUAUAUGAACCAAUCCCAGAAUAUCAAGAUGACAAAGAAGCUAUCAGCAGGAGGGAAUUCCCUGAUCUUAAGAAUACACAAACCAAAAUGAGAAAAUCUAUCCAGAAAUCCAUGUCUGAAAAUGAAGUAUUUGACAGGAAAAAUGGCGACGACACUUCUUGGAAGAUUUCCAGGAAGUCAGAGGGUGAUCAGUCCAUCACAAGGCCCUGUCAAUUUGAAGAUCUCAGUGGAAGUGGUUUCCUUGAAGGCAACAACAAAAAUAUCCUGCAAGGAGGAAAAAGAGAAGAUGCUCCAUGUCAGGCCACAGAAUCAGAUGGUAUCCGAGCAGAAUCAAUGGGUACAUUAAAACGUCUGCAGAAAUUGGUUCGAAACAAGAAGGCAAAUGCUCAGAGCUUUGAUGAAGUCAAAUACACUUUGCAGCCUCUCAGUCCAGCAGAAGACACUUAUCUCUCUGAAGAGGAAGAAGUGCCGACUUCCUGCAUGAAACUCACCAAGUCUCAAGAAAAGAAAGUUGGGAAAGAUAAUGCAAGGAGGAAGGAAGAGCCUGAGAGUAGACUGGAUUUCAUUUCCAUGACGCUGGGGAGAUCCCACCCUUCUGGAGCAAGCCACUCGGAAGGCAUCUUAACUCAUUCCAAAACUGAGUUUCAGGGAUGGAAUGACUGGGAGUCUUUCCCAGGUUAUUCGUCUUGGACAGAUGAUUUCUGGAUCCCUCUGAGUGCAGAGUGGGAAAACUGUGCCUACUGUACUCGCCAACCCCAAUUCGCCGGCUCUCCCACUGAUAUAGAUCUUCCAUAUUCCUGGCGCAGCAGCAGUUUUGGGAAUUUUGACCGGUUUAGGAAUCACUCAGUCUCCAAACCAGAUGAUUCACCUGAGAUAUGUGAAGUGGAAGUAAUAAAUGAAGGAGAACAGCAAGGCCAACAUAAAGGAGUUCAGAAUGGAGGAAGUUUGGGUAAAAAGAUGAGGGCUAUUUCCUGGACCAUGAAGAAAAGAAUGGGUAAGAAGUACAUCAAGGCCCUCUCUGAGGAAAAGAAUGAAGAGGAGGGAGAGGACACUUAUUCCUAUAGAAUCAGUGACCCAGGGGUCGGAUUGCAUACCGAGGUCUCUCUCAAAGCCAGCGACUCUCUGGAUAGCCUCUAUAGUGGUCAAAGCUCAUCCAGUGGUGUGACGAGCUGUUCUGAUGGCACCAGUAACAGAGACAGCCUUCGACUUGACGACGAGGUCCCCUUCACAGGACCAUUUUGUGGCCGAGCCAGAGUCCACACAGACUUCACCCCCAGCCCCUAUGAUACCGACUCCCUCAAAAUCAAGAAAGGAGACAUUAUCGACAUUAUCUCCAAAACCCCAAUGGGAAUGUGGACGGGGAUGUUGAACAACAAGGUGGGAAACUUCAAAUUCAUUUAUGUGGAUAUCAUUUUGGAGGAAGAAGCCACCCCCAGGAAGAUCAGACCUCACCGAAGAAGUAAGAGGGCCAAGCCCAAAACACUGCAGGAGUUCUUGGAGCGCAUCCAUCUUCAGGAAUACGCCUCAACACUCUUGCUGAAUGGCUAUGAGAGCCUAGAGGAUUUGAAAUAUAUAACAGAGAGUCAUCUGGUUGAAUUAAAUAUUGUAAACCCAGAAGACAGGAUGAGGUUGCUAUCAGCGGCUGAAAAUCUACUUGAUGAUGAAAAUGGACAAGAACAAGAAAAUGAACCAGCGCCUCUCUCUCUAAGCCCAGACAGGCCUUUUAAUAAGUCACAGUUAAAUGAUUGCCCGAGAGACUCGGGAUGCUACAUCUCCUCAGAAAACUCAGAUAACGGCAAAGAAGAUGUGGAGUCAGAAAAUCUGUCUGACAUGGUACAGAAGAUUAGUAUCACUGAGACAAGUGAUUGAGUCUGUGUUUUCAACUGUGAAUUUCUACAACGUCCCAGAUGAGACUAUUAAAUACGCAGCGUUAAUUUGUGAAGGUAGAAACACAGUAAUGGACUGGAACGUAUUUUUGAUGUUUAAUAAUUCUCAAUGGCACACUUAAACUCUGUUAACUAUCUGGGUGUUUCACUAUCCUGAAUGAAAAGAUGACUAUACUUUCCCUUGCCAAAUGCUCCUCAGUUACAAGCUUGAAGUCCACAAGAGGGGAGCACAUAUACACUUAUAAAGUCUUGGCUCAAGUGAGAGUUUCUGCCCUAGAUUUUAUGAUGAUAGUAGUUAGUAAUGACUGUGUUAUAGCCCAAACACCCCCAAAUGUUGUAAAUAGUGUAGAUAUUUAUUUGAAAUAUUAUUAUUAUCAUUUAUCAUUCAAAUACUUUGUUCCUUGUCACUUGUGAAAAAUCCCCUCCUUUUGUACAGUCCUACAUCUUGAGAUUUUAAUAUUCUAUCAUGAAGAAAAAGCUACCAGCAUAAUUACCAGUUGUGAAUGUAUGGAUUUUUAUCAUAAGAGUAUGUAGAUAAUGAGUAGUUUUAAAACCAUUUUCAGUCACUGACUUCUGAACUCUUUUUAACAUUUCAAACAUUAAAAAUGAGGUGAUAGAAUCAGGUUGCGAUGAUCCGUGGCCAGGUCUGGAUGAUUUAACUCUCUUCCCUCCUGGGUCAUCUAGUGUGGAAAUGUACCUGUGCUCGAAAAUCAAUAAUUAAUAAAAUGUUUUGCAAGCAGAGCACUAGCAAAACAUAUUAGUAUAUUUUUGUCAUGUCUUUUACCUCCAAAUAUACAAUUUAUGUGGAUGUAUACUUUAUUUUUAUCUCAAAAUAAGUUGACUCUGACAAUAAACAGGACUGUGUGAACA
This is a messenger RNA of Ornithorhynchus anatinus (platypus), 2891 nucleotides long. It is a transcript of the gene SAMSN1, whose product is annotated as SAM domain, SH3 domain and nuclear localization signals 1. The transcript is spliced from 15 exons. Gene Ontology annotation, molecular function: protein binding. The record is from RefSeq and is a predicted model, not a curated record. Bases 82 to 2004 code for a protein of 640 amino acids. NCBI's taxonomy places the organism in Eukaryota, Metazoa, Chordata, Mammalia, Monotremata, Ornithorhynchidae.